Molecule: messenger RNA, 761 nt
Organism: Arachis ipaensis
Lineage: Eukaryota; Viridiplantae; Streptophyta; Magnoliopsida; Fabales; Fabaceae
Product: dirigent protein 22
Source: RefSeq, a predicted model, not a curated record
ACUCAUCAACUCACUUGGUCUCCUAAAUCCAUUGCUUAUAAAUUCUUCCUCUUAUUCCUCCUCCUAUACUCUCCUCACCCCACCAUUACUACUACUAGUAUAUCAAUCAAUAGAACUAUACACUAUAAUAAAACAGAAAAAAAGAUGACCACCCAAAAAACCCUCACUCUCUUUUUCUUUCUUCUCCUCUCUUUCAACACCUUCACUUCCUCAGUCACCAUAGAAGCCGAACCCGCUUUCGGAAACCCUAUCGACCGAAACUUACUCGGCCAAGACAAAGAACCAACACUAUCCCACUUCAGAUUCUAUUGGCAAGACAUAGUUGGAGGACCAAACGCAACUUCAAUCCCAAUAGUUCAACCAAUUCCAAAGUUCAACACAAGUUCCAGCUUUGGCUUGGUUAGGGUAAUAGACAAUGCUUUAACCAUAGGCCCAAACUUAACCUCCAAGGUUAUUGGAAGAGCUCAGGGCUUCUAUGUCUUGGUUUCGGAAACAGAGCUUGAUCUUUUAAUGGUGGAAAGCUUUGUAUUCUAUGAAGGGAGAUACAAUGGAAGCACCAUUGAUAUUGUUGGAAGGAACGUUGCUUUGAAUAAAGUGAGGGAGAUUCCUGUUGUUGGUGGAAGUGGGGUUUUUAGGUUUGCAAAAGGGUAUGCUGAAUUGAGGACUUUGAAAUUUGAUGCGGCUUCUGGGGAUACUCUUGUUCAGUACGAUGUUUUUGUUUAUCAUCAUUGAUGAUGAUUCAUGCAUCUUUUUCUCGUGUU